UUCCUGCAUUUUAAAGUUCCCUAUAAAUUAACCAAUAAACGGAACCAACGUUCAUAAAACUAAACCAACUUCGAAGAUCGCUUGUGAUCAAUUGUGCUAAUUCGUUGACUGAAAUGGCUUCCACCUCCUCAGCUGUGAAGCGAUCUGAAAAUAUUGCAGAAACCAUGCCAGACGCACUCAGGGAGAGCCACUUUCAUAUGAAGAAAUGUUUUGCCAGUUUUGUUGGAACGGGGAAAAGGCUAAUAAAGCCCCAGCAUAUAAUGGAGGAGCUGGAAAAAUCGAUAGAAGACAGGCAUGAAAGAAGCAAGGUCUUGGAGGGUUUACUUGGUUACAUCCUCAGUUGCACUCAGGAGGCAGCUGUUGUUCCACCGUAUGUCGCUUUUGCGGUGAGACCGAAUCCCGGUUUCUCAGAAUUUGUUAAGGUGAAUGCAGACGAUCUAGCAGUGGAUGGCAUUUCUGCUACCCAAUACUUGAAGUUCAAAGAAAUGAUCUUUGACGAAAGCUGGGCGAACGAUGAAAAUGCUUUGGAAAUAGACUUUGGAACCAUCGAUUUCUCUACUCCUCGAAUGACGCUUCCUUCUUCGAUCGGAAAUGGACUCAACUUCGUCUUAAAGUUAAUCUCAUCAAGGCUCAGUACUCAUGCCAGCUGCUCCGAUUAUGCUAAACCCCUCCUUGACUACUUAUUACCACUUAAUUAUCACGGAGAGAAUCUUAUGAUCAAUGAAAGUCUGGAUACCGUUGAAAAACUUCAAACUGCAUUGAUCCGAGCAGAAGUACUCGUCUCCACACUUCCAAAAACCACACCAUUCCCGAAUUUUGAGCAAAGGUUUAAAGUGUUGGGUUUUGAGAAAGGAUGGGGAGAUACGGCAGAAAGAGUUGGGGAAACAAUGAGGCUGCUGUCAGAAGUACUCCAAGCGCCAGACUCGGUGAAGUUGGCGUCGUUGUUUAGCAGACUUCCUAACACAUUCAACAUUGUUAUCUUCUCUCCUCACGGCUACUUUGGCCAGUCGAAUGUCCUUGGAUUGCCUGACACGGGUGGCCAGGUGGUUUAUAUUCUUGAUCAAGUGAGAGCCUUGGAGGAAGAGUUGCUCCUCAGAAUAAAACAACAAGGCCUUGCUGUGAAACCUCAGAUUCUUGUGGUGACACGACUUAUACCAGACGCUCGAGGAACAAAAUGCAACCAGGAGUUGGAAGCUGUCAUCGACACUAAGCACUCCCACAUCCUUAGGGUUCCAUUCAGGACAGACAAAGGCGUUCUCCGCCAAUGGGUUUCUCGUUUCGAUAUCUACCCUUAUCUCGAGACAUUUGCACAGGAUGCAACUGCAAAGAUCUUACGACACAUGGAAUGCAAACCAGAUCUCAUAAUUGGGAACUACAGUGAUGGAAACCUGGUGGCCUCUCUGAUUGCUUCUAAACUUGGAAUCACUCAGGGAACGAUUGCGCAUGCGCUAGAAAAGACCAAGUACGAAGAUUCUGACGCCAAAUGGAAGGAAUUUGAUCCAAAAUACCACUUCUCUUGUCAGUUCACAGCUGACAUAAUCUCUAUGAAUUGUGCUGAUUUUGUCAUAACAAGCACAUUUCAAGAAAUUGCCGGAGGCAAGGACCGACCUGGACAGUACGAAAGCCACACAGCAUUUACAAUGCCAGGACUUUAUCGGGUCGUGUCAGGCAUUGAUGUGUUUGAUCCAAAGUUCAACAUUGCUGCCCCUGGUGCUGACCAAUCCGUCUACUUUCCCUACUCCGAGAAACAAAAACGAUUUACCAAGUUUCAACCUGUCAUCGAAGAACUACUCUACACGAAAGAGGAAAACGAUGAGCACAUAGGAUUUUUGGCGGACCAGAAGAAACCGAUCAUAUUCUCAAUGGCAAGGCUGGACACAGUGAAGAACCUCACAGGACUCGUUGAGUGGUUUGGAAAGAACAAGAGGCUGAGGAAUUUGGUCAAUCUUGUAAUCGUUGGGGGAUUCUUCGAUCCAUCUAAAUCCAAAGACAGAGAAGAAAUUGCUGAAAUCAAGAAAUUGCAUGCCUUGGUGCAAGAAUAUCAACUUAGCGGUCAGUUCAGAUGGAUAGCGGCUCAGACUGACAGAUACCGAAAUGGGGAGCUGUACCGGUGCAUUGCAGACACUAAGGGAGCUUUUGUGCAGCCUGCGCUGUACGAAGCGUUCGGUCUCACAGUCAUUGAGGCCAUGAACUGUGGGUUGCCUACAUUUGCAACCAACCAAGGAGGCCCUGCAGAAAUCAUUGUGGAUGGCGUCUCAGGUUUCCAUAUUGAUCCCAACAAUGGUGAUGAAUCCAGCAACAAGAUUGCUGACUUCUUUGAGAAAUGCAAGACGGAUGGCGAAUACUGGAAGAAGAUGUCAGCUGCCGGUCUGCAGCGUAUAAACGAAUGCUAUACAUGGAAGAUAUAUGCAAACAAAGUGUUGAACAUGGGAUCAACUUAUGGAUUUUGGAGGCAGUUGAGAGAUGCACAAAAGUUAGCCAAGGAAACCUACAUUCAUAUGUUUUACAAUCUCCUCUUUAGGAAAUUGGCAAAGAAUGUAGCUGUUCCAAGUGAUGGACACGAACAACCGGCGCCAAAGGCCGUAAUUGCAGCUGUCGACCAACGCACGCCGGCAUCCAAACCUCCGCAGCCAGAAGCAGCACCAACCUUAGCAAUCCCUCAGCUGACACCAAGGGAGAGGGAUGAAGGUGGGGAGCUUAGCCAACCUCGAAGCCACAGCAGAGCACGAUGCCUAUGGAAUUGCUGCUGCGUCAUCCUUGGUCUUCUCAUCAUACUUUAUUACAAGAUUAGGAAUAUGUACAAUUAAGUGUUAAGUGUAUAAAUAAAUUAAAUUUAAAGCGAGAUCAACUCACAAUGAUCAUGUAAAUUCUAUAUUCUCUCCAACUUCCAAUAAAACAAUAAAGAUCAGUUGCAAUA
This is a messenger RNA of Pyrus x bretschneideri (Chinese white pear), 2917 nucleotides long. RefSeq names its product sucrose synthase 6-like. Gene Ontology annotation, molecular function: sucrose synthase activity. NCBI's taxonomy places the organism in Eukaryota, Viridiplantae, Streptophyta, Magnoliopsida, Rosales, Rosaceae. Gene Ontology annotation, biological process: sucrose metabolic process. Bases 114 to 2807 code for a protein of 897 amino acids. The transcript is spliced from 13 exons. The record is from RefSeq and is a predicted model, not a curated record.